Molecule: messenger RNA, 777 nt
Organism: Trypanosoma rangeli
Lineage: Eukaryota; Euglenozoa; Kinetoplastea; Trypanosomatida; Trypanosomatidae
Exons: 1
Coding region: 1-777 (258 amino acids)
Source: RefSeq, a predicted model, not a curated record
AUGGCAUUCAUCUCCCCGGGUCCGUACUUUUACGACAAUGAGAUUGACCGCAUGCUAGCGGAGAUGCGUGUACGGCGGCAGCAGCAGAGGCACAUGAGUAGGCAGCGACAAAACCCCGCUGAUAACAGGCGACGGAAGAUAAGUGUCACCCCCGCAGAUCUAUUUACUUCGUUGCUGGAGCGACAACAGUCCACGGAGGCGGCUUGGCGGUGUGCCUGCUAUCUACCGAAGACGUCAUUAUUGAAAGUGACUAAAGAAGGAGAACCUGUGCCACCCCAUCAUUUUACUGCCUGUACCAACCCACGGCUUCAAGAAAAAGCUGAGAUCAGAGACGACACAAGUACUGACGUCUCUAACGACGAGUCAUUGACAAAAUGUCUGCGACGCGAACUUUGUCUGGCACGGAACGAGAAUGCACUUUUGCGACGGGAUAUGUACAGAACACUCACCACCAUAGGCAACUAUCUUGCCCAAUUUGACGGCAAAGGGAGAGUUGGUCCUGCACUUUACAUGGACAGUGGUGAGACUGGAAACACGGCGGGGCACGAGGAUCAUGAUUCCCCUCUUCCUCCAGCAACAAGUGUGUGGGAGCUGUGCGACCGUGGAGUACUCCGUCUCAGUUCUGAGGAUGCGGCAUUGGUGCGAGACCUUAAUGUCAUUAUUGCGACCUCUCUGGAGCGCUACGUUGGCCCGGAAAAGUCCUUUAAGCAAGGUCAUCACGUUCUGCAGCUGGAAAAGGGCCAAUGCUGUGAUGAAGCAGCCGUCCAAGAGCAUUGA